CUCUCUCAAAAACAUUCAGAGCUCUGAGGAGAGAUCCCCGCAGCUGGGAAGUCCUGUUGGGAGCGGGCUACUGUGGGCGUCAUGGGCGAACUUUGUUUCUGUUUUGGAUGCCUGUGGUGAAUGCUGUCAUGUUGGAGAGCCGCUUCUGAACGCAGGUGUGGCAUCAUCUUCCAAGAGCUGCCUUGUGAAUAGUUUUCUUCUGUAUGUAAAUAUAACCACUCAUCAUGAUCAAGCAGUCUUCCUUCCUUAAGUGGGCCCAAAACAACAAGAAUUCUGUCAAAAGCAAAAGUGAAGGUGAGCUGGGCGGUCGUAGAUGGAUCCAUCCAGCAGAUGCUCUCCAGAAAGGACAUGUUGCGUAUCUGGUCAAGUUUCUCGGCUUCACUGAAGUGGAACAGUCCAAAGGCAUUGAAGUGGUACGAGAAGGAAUACGCAAGCUCAAGUUUAAUCAGCAGCUGAAGAGGUCGGAAGGUGGCAAGGUACCGAAGGUGGAGCUGACGAUUUCAGUCGAUGGUGUUGCUGUGCAAGAUCCCAAGACAAAGAGGAUAUUUCACCAGCACCCGCUGCAUCGUAUCUCCUACUGUGCGGAUGACAAAACUGACAAGAAGUCCUUCAGCUUCAUUGCCAAGGAGUCGGAUGGCGAACGGCACUCGUGCUUUGUGUUCUCCAGCGAAAAGUUGGCUGAAGAAAUCACACUGACCAUAGGGCAGGCAUUUGACUUGGCUUACAGGAAGUUCCUUGAAACUUCAGGCAGAGACCUUGAGAUGAGGAAACAGUUCAUGAUUCUCCAAAAAAGGGUACAAGACCUGGAAGACGAGAACAGUCGACUGCGCAAGUGUCUUCGUGACGGUGAUUACUCGCACGGUGAUGACAUUUCCUCCCCUAUUGAGACGACCAACCACAAGCCAAAGGCUAAGGUGCGAGGGAUCUCGACGAAUGGAACCAGCAGACCCAGCUCAAGUAACGUGGUUCCAGAGCCUCUGCCUCCGCCUGUGCCUCCGCGCACUGCUGACCAUGGCCAGCCUUCACAAGACCUCCUUGGCUUGACGGUGCCAACUGUUGGCACACGUCUUGAAAACUUGUCCAUGGAUGACCUGGAGGAUUUCAAUCCGAGAGGAGAGACUGAACCAGCACAAGCCAAAACGAAUGGGUGUUCAGAGGUAUCCACCAAUGGUACAUCAGACACUCCGUCUAGCGUUGCAGCCGCUAAGGACCUCUUUGGCGCCGAGCCAUUUUCGCCGACGAAAGAGGAAGAUCCCUUCGGCAUGGGUGACUUCUCAAACAACCUUGGAGCUCAGGAGCUGGAGAACGCAAUUGGCAUAAUUGACCGCAGGCUCAAUGAAAUGAAGGAUGGUUUCAGCCGAGGACUCUCCUUUGGAAAGGAUGAUUUUCUUCUUGAACAGUUGGACCCAUUGGGAAGCAAGCCACUUGCCUGAAUUGAUGAGUGUGAAAAUUAAGUCAGCAAUGUUAUAGUGCCCCCUCCCCGGUUUUUUUAUCGGAGCUGUUUUAAGCUGAAUUUUGAGUUCAAGUGGUUUUCUUUUUCCAUGUAAUUUCGUCAUUUCUUGUACUAGUAGAGCACGACAUGGUAAAAGGAAGCCCUGUGUUAGGAGAAUGGACCGCGCAUAUCUGCCCAAGUGUGCUUUUGUUUCGUUGUUUUAGACAUGUUUGUUGUAAGAGGCCCACAUAAUCUCUGCAAGUUCGCACAUGCCGAUGCUUUACAACACAUUUUCAUUCCAUAAUUCCCGAGAACUUGGUUUCAGCAGAACCAAACCAUUUUACUUUUCUCGAAGAAUUGUCAACUGUGUUCGGUGCUUUAUUACUACUUUUGCACUUGUGUUAAAGGUCACUAAGGGGACAGUGUAUGGGUGCACAUGCGGUUUUUGUUACUAUCUCAAAAGGCUAGUCUUGUAAGACAGCCUUUUUAUUUUUUUUCCCAACACCUGCCAAUCUUUAUACAUGAAGGUGUUUUAUUUUUCACUUGUUGUAGAUGUUGUUUGAGUGUGCUGCGAUAGAGGCUUGGAUGUCGAACCAACUCUGAAUAUAGAUAAGUAUUUUAGCUUUGUUGGCCUUGUCCAACACUGGUUCCACUGCGUGAACAGAGCCAGGCAUUAGAGCUGUGAUUCCUUUCCUCUUCCUUUUUUUGCUUUGGCAUUUUGCAUCGCUUUCUUUACUUCCACUUGCACAAGGUAUGCACAGAUAACAUAUCUAGGUAUACAUCUGUUAGGGCUUACCACCACUGUACAUGCGACCACUCUUUCAUCCAUUUUGAAGUGUCUUAACAGAUGUCAUGCCUGAACUGAAUGUAGCUAGGUCUUCUAAUAAAUUCCUACCAGAAUGGAUAAUACAUUUCCGGAAGAGACCUGGGGCGGAGCGUGGGGAGUAACUGCAUAUAUGCCAUUGUCAGGGGGGCUGUAACCUGUUAAUAGCAAUAAUGCUGAUAUGUUGUAUUAAGUCAUGCCCACUCAUCUCACAUCAUUGGGAUCACAAGAGCAUUAUGCGUCUGAACAGCUGAUUUGUGCAUGCUUUGAGCAUGAACUCCUAUAUAUAUAACCAAAUGUUUGGCAGUGGAUAGCUUGAGGAAUAGCAGACACAACUGACUUGCGAGCAUUUAUGUACACAAGCAACUAUGUCAUUGCUUACAUGCAAAACUGACUCGACUUGGGCCUUUCUGUACACAGGGCCAAUAGUGUGUGCUAACUUUAGGUCAGCUGUUUUGAAGUCUCCCUACUCACUGACUACACUUGAGACCUCCACUUGGGUUUCUGCUCUUUCUUAGCUAAAUACUGUGACUAGCAUGUUUAAUUUUGACAGUGCUAAAAUCUGGAGGUGGAGCAGAAGGCUAUUCUUGGGUUCUUUAGUUAUUGAAUCUCCCAGGAGGUGGUACCUUGAAACGCAUCUGAUAUGGUUCGUUUAGCAGAGCUGCUUGGCAACACUCGCAUGAUACAUAACGAAUAGGCAUAAGGUGGCAUACAUCAGCAGAGAUCAUGCGCUGCACUGGCGCAGCCAUAAUAAAGAAUGCUUUUUUGCUGAGGAGAAUUUUUUGCUGAUUUUUUGCCUCUAUUUAGAGGCAAGAAUGCUAUAGUAAUAAGUCUGAAAGUAAUCAAUAUUAAAGCAAGUGCAGUCACAUUUUAAAAAUAUUUGUUUUGACCUCUUGAGCCCGUUGGAACAUGGCAAUUAUAUACUGUGUCAGCUUUGAUCCAUACCGCAUUGUAAUGCAAGUAGUAGCGAAAUGUGAGGUUCUGAAAUUGGUAAGCGUCUUUUUUUCUCAAACAGAUGGUUCAAAGCUGCAUAGUCGGGAUGAACUAGUUUUUGGACAAUGCAAGUUUAAUCCGGUUAAGACCACUAAGGGGUAGUAUUUUACCUCUAAUAAAGUAAGGCAACGUGCGAUCAACCCGCCCGAAAAUACUUCAAACUUCACAUUUCUGUAGUUCAUUUAAUGCAUGAAGGUUACGCUGUUAUUCUGGUUAUACCAGACAGGCAUUGCUGCAAGGUCUGUAUAGGAGCAUAAUAUAGCAAAAUUUUAAACCAUAGGGGCAGGUAAUAUUAAUGCAAGAGACGUAAAUAUGUCAAGUUUGAGCGGUAACAAACCAAAAGUAAACACUAAAAUAAAUAAAAAUAACACUAAAUUAAUAUGCUAGUCACAGUAUUAAACUGUAGAUUAAUGCGAGGAUUGACUGUCAUGACGUGUGCCAAGUUGUAAAGCAUUUUUUAAUAGACGCCAAGUUAGAGGUUUGGAAUCUAUUAAAACUUGUUAUUGGUGUUUCUUAAGGUGAUGUGCGAAUGUUUUCCCUAAAUGGUCGCUGCUCUCUGCAUGCUAUGCAAUUUGAUGGCAACAGCGCAGUGAUGGUUGUAUGAGAGCUGAAAUUUGUCAUUUUUUUAACAUUCUGCCUUUUCUGGAAGUUUGCACCAGUGCUUAACAGUGUGUUUCAGCUGUUUGGUUUGAUUUAACUUCUCUUUGCAGAGACUAAGAGAAGUCUUGCAUUGAAUUGUACUGACAGUUCUUGAAAACAUUUGUCAUAAAGAGCAUAAGCAGACUUAAUGUAAUUUUACACCCAGAACAAAGCACCACAUGAAAAAUUCUGGUUCAAAGAAGUGUAAUGCGACAUUGUUUGUUGACAAUAAAACUGUUUUUUUUUUU
This is a messenger RNA of Dermacentor silvarum, 4135 nucleotides long. RefSeq names its product PTB domain-containing engulfment adapter protein 1-like. The transcript has 13 exons. The record is from RefSeq and is a predicted model, not a curated record. Bases 225 to 1433 code for a protein of 402 amino acids. Lineage: Eukaryota; Metazoa; Arthropoda; Arachnida; Ixodida; Ixodidae.